Molecule: messenger RNA, 3555 nt
Organism: Rotaria socialis
Lineage: Eukaryota; Metazoa; Rotifera; Eurotatoria; Philodinida; Philodinidae
Source: the annotation of a GenBank genome assembly
AUGUUCCAUUCAAUAAUUUUUUCGAUCCCACAGUUUUUCUUAUUAAUUCAAACAACGCAGUCAACUUUUAAUUCUUUAAAAUCGAUUGUGAUUCAAGUUAAAGGUGAUUGUGCAAUUAUUGGUGAUAAAAUUGCUCAAGAACAUGGAUAUCGCUAUGUUCGACAGAUUUUUGAUGGCUAUUGUGAAAUAGAAGAAGAUCCGUCAUCUCCAAAUCAUAUACGUCAUCGACGAGCUAUCGAAAAUGGUAUUGAUCCAGCUCACAUUCUUCUCAAUCAUGAACAUGUUGAGUGGGCUGAAAGUCAAAUACCAAAAAAACGACAGAAACGUGAUUAUGUUUAUAAUGAUCCAGAGUGGGAGAAGAUGUGGUACCUGGUGAGACAUUCACGUACGCCUAAUUUACCGGAUUUAAACGUAACGGGAGCUUGGACAAUGGGUUAUACAGGCCGAGGAAGCGUUGUAACUUUUCUUGAUGAUGGUUUGGAAUACGACCAUCCGGAUUUACUUGAAAAUUAUGAUAAAGAAGCAAGUACCGAUAUUAAUGGCGGUGAUGAUGAUCCCUCACCACGUUAUGAACCCUCCAAUGAGAACAAACAUGGAACUCGAUGUGCUGGUGAAGUAUCAGCCAAAGCAAAUAACCAAAUAUGUGGAGUUGGUAUUGCUCAUCACGCUCGAGUAGGUGGCAUUCGAAUGUUAGAUGGUGAUGUAACAGAUAGUGUUGAAGCACGAUCGAUUAGUCAUAGGCCUGAUCAUGUUGACAUUUAUUCUGCUAGUUGGGGACCAGAUGAUAAUGGUCUUGUUGUCGAUGGACCUGGCGUAUUGGCUAGGAAAGCAUUUGAAAAUGGUAUUUUAAACGGUCGAGGUGGCAAAGGAUCAAUAUUUGUUUGGGCGAGUGGUAAUGGUGGUCGUUCAUCGGAUUCAUGUGCUUGUGAUGGUUACAUAACUUCGAUUUAUACAAUUGCUGUUAGUUCUGUAACAGAAACAGGAACCAAACCAUGGUUUCUUGAAGAAUGUUCAGCUACUCUUGCCUCAGCAUAUAGCAGUGGUCAAGGGGGUACUGGCGAUCACGACAUAAUUACUACAGAUUUACAUCAUGGCUGUACAGAACAUCAUACUGGAACAUCAGCAGCUGCACCUUUAGCUGCAGCCAUUUACGCCCUUGUUCUCGAAGCAAAUCCUAAAUUAACAUGGCGUGAUAUUAUGCAUAUAACAGUUCUCGGUUCUCGUUCCAAUGUCAUUCCAUCAAAUACAGAAAUAGUUAAAAAUGCAGCUGGAUUCAAUGUCAGUAGUAAAUAUGGUUUUGGUUUGAUGGAUGCUGGUCUAAUGACAUGGUAUGCAAGUGGUUGGAAAAAUGUUCCUGCCAUGUCAUCAUGCGAAACACCGACUAGUAAUCCAAAGAAGACUAUAGCAGCUCAUUCAGCUGAAAUAUUUUCUAUGGACUCAAACGAAUGUAAACUUGAUAGUGAUAUUAAACGUCAAGUGAAUCAUAUUGAACAAGUACAAGUAUUCAUAACUUUAACAGCUACUUUUCGGGGGACAAUAGAAAUCUAUCUUGAUUCACCAGCAAAUACAACAACACAACUUUUACCGAAACGUGAUCGCGAUCGUAAUGAUCAAGGUUUUUCCAAUUGGGCUUUCUUAACAGUGCAAUUAUGGGGUGAAAGUCCUCAUGGAGAAUGGAGAUUAAAAGUAUCUAAUACAGGUGAUGGAUCAGCUGUAUUAGAAUCUUGGCGAGUGGUGGUUCAUGGUACGCGUGAAUAUCCUAUAUCAGCUCGUUCGUCACCGGAAAUAACUCGACCCGACUGUCAUGUCGAAUGUAAUGUUAACGACACAUGUGGUAAUACUGAUACGAGUUGUGCAUCAUGCCGCCAUUACAAACAACCACUAGCCGAUGGAAAAUUCCGCUGUGUAGGCAUUUGUCCCGAAGGUAGUUACUCGUCUGCAGCCGAUAAAUCAUGUUAUCCUUGCCAUCCACAGUGUGGUUCCUGUAGAAAUGCAAGUGAAAACAGUUGUGUUAGUUGUAAAAUUGGCUUUUUUCUUAUACAUGAUACUAUGCUUUGCGUUGAUUCGUGUCCUCCUAACUAUUAUAUUGAUCGUAAACUUCGAAAAUGUGUUCGUUGUAAAUCUGAUUGUGCAUCAUGUGAUACGAAUUCUUAUAUAUGCUCGUCGUGCCCAAAUGGUUACGCCCUCAAGGAUGCUGAUUGUGUAAAGGCAGCGCAAGCAUGUAAACCAGAAGAAUAUUUUGAUUUUACUACAAAUACUUGUCGAUGGUGUGAUUCUCGAUGUAAGACUUGUAGUGGAUCUCAAGCUUAUCAAUGUACUUCAUGUGAUACUAAUAGCAAAUUUCGUUUUCUUCAAUAUCAUACAUGUGUUAAUGCGUGUUCACCGGGAUUUUAUCGUUCGGAAGCGACUUCUCAAUGUCUUUCAUGUCAUGAAACAUGUUCGGAUUGUACAUCAUCCAAUGAUUCAGCGUGUUUAUCAUGUAAACUAGGUUAUGACUAUGUUCCUGAUACUCAUCGUUGCGAAAAACAUAUCGGUAAACCAUAUUAUAUUGACCCUAAAACAGGUGAAAAACGAACAUGUCAUGGCUCAUGUACGCAAUGCAAAGGUCCACAACCAAAUGAUUGCAUUGCUUGCAACCCAAUAACAGAAGUUCUUCUUGAGGAGGGACACUGCGUUAAUGAAUGUCCAUCGGGUACUUUUGUGAAUGCAACACAAACAGAUAGUCUUCCAAUAAAUAUUUGUUUACCGUGUUUAACUGGAUGCAAAAAAUGUACUAGUUCAGAGCUUUGCAUUGAAUGUGAUUCAUCGAAAGGAUACAAUAUAAGUGGUCUAUACUGCACUCCAACAUGUCUAGCUGGGACUUUCCUAUUGAACACUAAAUGUGUACCAUGCCAAGAUCCGUGUGUUACAUGUUCGAAUGCAAGCAGUUGUUUAACAUGUAAGAACAACUUAUUUCUACUGCAUGAUCAAUGUGUUAAAAAAUGUCCUGAUGGGUAUUAUUUAAAUAAGAAAGAAUGUCUUCAAUGUCAUCCUAUUUGUGGUAACUGCACAGGAUCAUCGGAAUACGAUUGUGAAAUGUGUGCCGAUGGAUUUAUUUUUGAUAAAAAACAAAAUCGAUGUCUAAGCUUGUGUCCAAAUGGAAAUUUUUAUGAUAAAUUCGAUGAAAUGUGCAAGAUGUGUACAAGCAAUUGUCUUGAGUGUUUAUAUCCUGGCUCCUAUUGUCGUCAAUGUUCUUAUCCACUAUCACUUGAUAUGUCUACUCAUCAAUGUGUAUCUUGUUGUACUGCGAAUCUCAGCAACUCCGAUUGUUGUCAAUGUCCGUCGAUCUGGGAUGGUUUUUGUGUUCAUCCACUAGCACUUCCGUCAACUUCGAAAUGGUGGUUAACUGCUCCUAUCGAUGAAAUUCGCGAUAAAUUUUCUAAAUUAGAUCACUCUCGUCAAACUGUUAUUAUGGUUCUACUAAUGUUUAAAUUUUCUUGUAAUUGCUGGAAAUCUAGAAAUAACCAACAUAAGGGCGCUGAUUAUAUUUUGCUAGGAGAUUUAGACGAAGAUUAA